UGGUUUACGUCUUUAUAUCGGAGCGUAGCGUACGCACAGUUCAUGUUUGACAAUCUGAAAAGAGAAUGGCGAGGUUUUUAUAUCCGAAUAUAAGGAAGUAUUUGGCAACACAGAUCAGGAUGUCGUCUGAUCAGCUUGGAGAACUGGGUAAAGGUGCUGGGAAAGGAGGAGGCGGUGGAGGUUCAGUGAGAGAGGCUGGAGGAGCGUUUGGUAAAAAGCAGGCGGCUGAGGAGGAGAUGUACUUCAAGAGAAAAGAGCAAGAGCAGUUGGCUGCCCUCAGAAAGCAUCACCAGGAUGAGAUUGAACACCACAAGAAGGAAAUCGAAAGACUACAACACGAGAUCAGCCGUCAUCAGGGCAAAAUCAAAAAACUUAAACAUGAUGACUGAGACUGUUUGACAAAUCUAGAUAUAGAAGCAGUGAAAGAAAACUCAGUGUUCGUGAUCUCUGUUCUCACUGCUCAAUUAUAUCUUUUUUUAUUUGAUAUAAUAUUUAAAAUGAUUGACAAACUGAUGUAAUGUCUGUAUUAAUUCAGUACUAUUUUUGCUCUGGACAAUAAACAUGAACAAGAAACAUUGUUUCAAACAUGAAA
This is a messenger RNA of Triplophysa rosa, 592 nucleotides long. It is a transcript of the gene atp5if1b, whose product is annotated as ATP synthase inhibitory factor subunit 1b. Gene Ontology annotation, biological process: negative regulation of ATP-dependent activity. The record is from RefSeq and is a predicted model, not a curated record. Lineage: Eukaryota; Metazoa; Chordata; Actinopteri; Cypriniformes; Nemacheilidae. Gene Ontology annotation, molecular function: ATPase inhibitor activity. The transcript has 3 exons. Gene Ontology annotation, cellular component: mitochondrion. Bases 66 to 389 code for a protein of 107 amino acids.